ACAGGCUCGGUCUCAUCUUAACAGGAGCGCGGGCGCGUCAAUAUACACACAGAGAGCAGAGCAGCGCUUUGGGUAUAGUAGAAGGUGCUCUACAGCGAGAGAAAUCCAGGCAGGCGCACCUUCACGCACUGAGCAAGAGGUUUGCGGCGCAGUUUGUGUGGCGGCCGGGACCCGAUCUUUUAAAACCAUGCUGGAUUGACUGCAGAGAGGCAACUACAAUCAAUGGCUUGGCUUUGAAAUCGUUCAAAAUUUAUUGGAAAGGAGUGUGAGAUAGAGCGACAGUGAGAGAGGGAGAGCAGCAAAGGGAGAGAGCGAGAGAGUGGCGAGAGGGGUGGAAAUAAAGAUCCUUUCAACGAUGGAGCUUACAAUGGAAAACAUUGGAAAUCUGCACGGUGUAUCUCACUCCCAUCAAACGAGCGACUUAAUGAACUCCCCACAUGCGCGCCAGUCGUCGGCGUCGCAUCGGAACUUGGUGUCGCACGGACGGUCAGCCAUGGUGUCCAGCAUGGCCUCGAUACUGGAGGGAGCAGGGGACUACCGCACAGACCACGCUUUGUCUGGGCCCCUGCAUCCGGCAAUGACCAUGUCGUGCGACUCCGGGAUGAGCCUGAGCAGCACCUACACCACGCUGACGCCGCUGCAGCACCUGCCCCCCAUAUCCACCGUCUCGGAGAAAUUUCACCAUCCACACCCACAUGCUCACCAUCAUCCGGCGCACCAGCGACUCGCAGCCGGGAACGUCAGCGGCAGCUUCACCCUGAUGAGGGACGACCGAAGCCUCGCCUCCAUGGGUAACCUCUAUGGCCACUACCCCAAAGAUAUGUCCGGCAUGGGGCAGCCUCUAUCCCCUCUGUCCAACGGUCUGGGGUCUUUGCACAGCUCCCAGCAGACUCUCAGCGCCUACGGUCCUGGAGCUCACCUCUCCAAUGACAAGAUGAUCUCCUCGGGGGGCUUCGAGUCCCACGCAGCCAUGCUGUCCCGAGGUGAGGAGCACCUGGCCCGGGGUCUCGGGGGCCACGGGGCCGGGCUUAUGACAUCCUUGAACGGCAUACACCAUCACAGCCAUCCGCACUCUCAGGCAAACGGGUCCAUGCUGUCAGACCGGGACAGGCAGACGGUGGUGGGAGGCGGGCAGGGAGCUGGGUCAGGGCAGGUGGAGGAGAUAAACACCAAGGAGGUGGCACAGCGAAUAACGGCAGAGCUCAAGCGCUACAGCAUCCCCCAGGCCAUCUUUGCUCAGAGGAUCUUGUGCCGGUCCCAGGGAACUCUGUCUGACCUGCUGCGGAAUCCUAAACCGUGGAGUAAACUCAAGUCUGGCCGGGAGACGUUCAGGAGGAUGUGGAAGUGGCUCCAGGAGCCCGAGUUCCAGCGGAUGUCGGCGCUCAGGCUUGCAGCCUGCAAGCGCAAAGAACAGGAGCAACACAAGGACCGCAACACGGCGCCCAAGAAACAGCGUCUGGUCUUCACUGACCUGCAGCGCCGCACACUCAUCGCCAUCUUCAAGGAGAACAAGCGUCCAUCCAAGGAAAUGCAGAUCACCAUCUCCCAGCAGCUCGGCCUGGAGCUCAGCACCGUCAGCAACUUCUUCAUGAAUGCGCGCCGCCGCUGCGUGGACCGCUGGCACGAUGACCACGGUGCCAGCCCUGGGCAGCCGGGCACAUCCGCAACCACCUUCUCCAAGGCCUGAGAGGAGGAGAGGACCUUCAGAGGGUCGGGGAACCAGGUUGGAACAACAGGCAACAUGGAAAAUUGGCUGUGAAACCUGUGUAUAACAACCCUACCUGUCCUGGACUGUCUGAAUGUGUCCUCUGCCUGAAGAAAUCCUUUGUGCCAUGCAAUCAUCUUUUUUGUCAGUCAGAAUUUCAAGCGCUCACCUGAAACAAGCAAAAUCUAAAAAAGGUGAAUUGUGAAGUCAGGUCCACUCUGCAUUACUCACAUAAGGACAAUCAUUGAUUCUGUCUUUUUUGAAAGAAAAUCAUUUUUAUGGCAUCUGACAAAGUAAAGAGACACCAAAGAUUUGAUGUUUUUGUUGGACGGUACCAGACAUAUAUGCCGCCCUCCUUCAUCAGCCAAGUAGCCACUGAUUCUGCGUUUUCUCCCAACUCACCUCCUUUGUGUCUGCCUCUUAAGUCUCUCUCUCUCUCAUCCCCUCUACGCCGGCACACGGAAGCAACAAGGGCGAAAAGAACGGCAAUAAAUCUGACAACAGAACAGCACAUAGCCUUAUUAUCCAAGCCCCAUCCUGCACACACAAGGCCGUCAUAAAGAAAACAACGCAGCCUAUGAAAAAAACAACAAGGCUUUCCAAUUCUCCGCCUCUACCUCCCCCUCCUCCUGUAGUCUCCUUCAUUCCUCGGCCAAAGGUAUUCCCUGAUGGCCAGCCAUUUCAGAGAGCAGCUCAGCCUGAUCAUACGGCAAACUAAUGAAUUGAAAAAUGAAUCGAUGCAGACAGAGAGAGCGGGGCCUUGACCCCUCCUGAAGGUGAAACUCAAGACGCUCAGCAGUAGAUACUCAGGUCUUCCAGGCCCAGGUCUAUAUUUUUUGCACAGAUGUUGGGAGGCCUGUAGGGAGACAUGUCAUUGUUACUCUUAGCCUGAGCCCAGAGUCUGUGUUUCUCUGACCAACAGGAGAGGCGGGUGAGAUGUCUGGACAUGCUCUUUGUUCUGCAGGGAGCUUUUCCUCUGAUCAAUAACUGAGAACCAAGCGACAACAACACGCUCGGGCAUCCAGCCAACUACAUUACAGCUGCAUAUGAAAAGCAGAAUGUAAGAGGAGCACAUGGAACCCACUGGAGAUGGGGACACAAAGGCCUCAUAACAGCAACAGCAACAGCAGCAGCACACCUCUCCCUCCCUGGUCCCUGCCUAUGCUGGCAGAGCAACAGUGCCCCCUGCUGUCGAUAGCAGAGACCUGUAUCCAGCGGAGCAAUGGGGCUCAGAGCGGAGGAGAGGGAGGGAAGAGCCACUAGAUGCUGAGGAGAAGUCAUGGCACAACACAUUCAGGCCCUCACAGCUCUUUGAAGGCAGAUCAAUAGCUAACCAUUAUCCUAUUGUUGUUCCUCAUCCAACCAGCACUGGUGAAGCCGGAGGAGGGGGAUGGUUAAACUGAAUGCUGAAAACGCAGGGAUUUAGCAAAGGCAGGGAUUUAUUUAGCCAAUCCAAAUCUUAAAGAAUCCAUAAAAUACAAGUAGAGAAAUUACACAAGGAGGGGAUAGAAAAGUACAACAGAGUAAAAAGUAACAGAAGGCUUUACAGAGAGACAGACACAUCUGAAGUGCAGUGGAGGUUGAAUUUACAUUGUUUUUUUUGGGAGGCUUCAUAUUUUCUCAAAUCAUUCUUCCAUUCUUUCAUCCCAUCUGUUAGGAAAAGAAAAAAAAAAGGCUCUCAACAGAUGUGAUUCAAACCAAAUCUCCUGGUUAUUCCCACACGACAGUUAUCAGUUAUCAGUAGCUAACCCAAAGCGAAACCACCACACUCAGCUGUCAAAAUGCUACAAUAAAUUAGUGCCAAUGCUUACUGCCUUAAUGCGAAUCAAAGAAUAUGGUACUAGGGUUCACACACACAGCUACAGUGCGCCCCACUGAUGACGGGCGGUGUGUGCCAUAGCAACCAAACAAUCAGCUUUUAACUGAAUUAAAAUAUACUUUUUUAGUAAAAAAAUGAAAAAAAGAAUCAGACUUUAAGGCAUACAAUAACCAAACCUCAAACGACAAAGAUAUAACACAUACAGUAUGUGUUACAAAUACAACAAAGAAAUGUCUCCAACACAUAACUGGACACAUUUUGAAGCAGAAUAAAAAAAAAUCUCUCAUUCUAUCUUUGGUUCUCUACCUCCUCUAUCCCUCUAACCCCAUUGCCCCCCUUCUCUUUCUCUCUUCCUCUCUAUAUUGAUGCGGGUAUUUAAUUAGUACCAUAGACACAAAGUUUCUAUUUCUUGUUACUAUUGUGCUCUGUUGUGCAUAAGUAAGGCACCUUGUUGAUAAAUCAAAAACAAAAAAGGAAGGACUUUUUAAAAGGAAAAAAAAAAAAAGAGGGAUGCAAGGACCGAGGCCAAUGACGGAUGUAUUUUUUUUUUGUUUUGUUUUUUUUGCAUUCUGUGUGAAUAUAGACUCGGACGAGACAUUUACCAUGAGAAAGAGGAGGAAAAAAAGAAAAACAGGGAGCUGCUGAAGAGAAGAAUAAAUGACGGACGCUCUCUCUCUUUUGGCAUUUCAUGUCAGAACUGUGGUACUCUCAGCCCCCUUCAAGCUGAGCCCCAAGAAUGGGGUAAAACCAAAGGGGGACAAAACAUGACCUCCAAAUGUCCUGGCUGAUUCAGUGUGGUUUUAUUGGAGGGUGGGUGGGGGUGAUGCUCGGGACUCAAUAGUUAUCUGUAUGGUCUUAAGAUGCAACUGUAGCAUUUCCAACAAUGUAGUCAGAUUAGCGGUGCAGAUUAGAUAAGAGAUGGUCAUUGUAGGAGUUGAUUGAGAGGUACUGACUAACUUCACGUUGCUGUAAGCAGUGAGUUAACGGCGCCAAAGGAUGAUGAGCUAAAAUCGAUUUGUGGUAUACAGUUCAGUGAGCAUAGGUAAAUAGCUAGAUUCAGCUCUAGGUAUUAGGCUGACAAAAUGACAUUUGUUUGUAGUGAGAACCAAUGUGGCUACCUCACUAAGCUGAGUGGUUUGUGAAACCGCCACUAAUACCAAAGAUACUGCAGCCUACCGGUCCCAAACUGCCUAGGGGGACACACAAACCAAAAAAAAAUCGAAAAAAAACCAACAAAAAAAGCCCCCCCUCUUUGCCCAAAACCGUUACAGACAAAAUACUGAUGAUGUUACACACACACACACACACUCAUGUUCGUAUUAACAGCGCAGUCGGACUGCAUUGUGCCACAUAGGAGGAGGUGGCUGCCUUGCAGACAGAGUUGAGUGCCUUUUCCCUUCAACCACGGGUGGGACUGCACUGGACACAAACACACAUACAGACUAACACAUAUAUACACACUCGCACACACACACACACACACACAAAGCAAUGCGGGUGCAUGCAUAUAACUGCACACCCAUUUACAAACAUGCACUCACAUUCAGACAAUACACCCAUAAUUGGAUGGACAGAAAGGGGGGCCAAAGAGAGGGACACAGAGUGGGGGCUGUGUCAGCAUUUUCUCCCAUAUUGACUUUCCAUCUUGAUACACUAGAAUACAAGCACUUUAUCAUGUAGAAAGUCUAUAAAACAUUUUCUAUACACUAUUUAUUUGAAACAAAAUUAUAUGUUACUCCUUAAUCUGUCAGUCUUUGUUACUGUAUUGUUGAUCUUCUUAGUAGCUCACAGCCUUUUGUGUUUUUUUAUUUCUCCUCUGCGCCCGGUGUGCUUAGACUCUCAGCCACUUUACCUCUCUCACAUCAGAGAUAUUUUUGUGUAACAGAGAAAGAGGGGGGUAGAAAGGCCAAGGCUCUAAGCGCUCAAAGGGCUGUAGUUGUAAAAAAAAAAAAAAAAAUCAUACCACUAAAUGUCUCUCUCUCGCUCUCUUUCUCCACCGCGUGCAAGCACAGAGGCUGCACUAGAAAAGUGUGGAAGACUCAAUGAGUUUAUAGACACAAAUUCUCUCGUCCCUCCACCUUGUCUGUCCAGUCGACCUCUCCCCCUGGCUAGUGCUAAGACUCGGUAGGCGUGUGUUGACAAUUAAUUCUGAAAUACCUCAAAAACCUUUCAUGUAAACUUUAUGUAAUUUAGACUGAAAAUAAUACUGCUAAUGAUAACAAUGAUUAUGAAACUAUGAUACUAUGAUAGUUAGUUUUGGAACUUGUGACUUGAAGCUUUAUACUGUUAAAUUCCUUUUAUUUGUUUGCUCAUUUUUCUCGUACGUUCUCUUGUUUGUUUUUGCUACGGCAUGUACUUACUGUUUUCAUAAAGGAAAAGACAUUGUGAAUGUUUCUGUGGAGGGUUACAUGAGAAAAGAAGAGACAGAAGAGAAGGCUAGACUAGAGAGAGAGGGGCAAGAGCUACUCACUUCAGAUGUGUAGUUCAAAGCUCUCUCCAAGGCGGGUACUUUUAAAAGGAAACAAAAAAAAAAAAAUCAAAAUAAAAUAAUAAAAAAAAAAAACAUAGAAAGAAAUUACCAAAAUAUGAUUUGGGCUGAAUUUUAAACCAAAAAUUUGAUGUUAAACCAAAGGAGGAAUAACCUUUUACUCAUUGUUAGCUUUCUUCUGCCUUUAAGUUGUCUUUUCUCUGGAAAAAAAAAAGAAAAAAAAAGAAUUUCACAGUUACUUUUGAAGGUUCCUGGGUGUGUUCAAGUGCUCCUGAUGUUCUUAGAAUAUUAAAGACCAGCACCUCCUAUUGAAAAGAAGGUGCGCUUUUUUCUUUUGUGCAUGGAUAUUGUAUAACUGUAUAGAAACCAACAGGAAUGACCUGUGAUUUUGUGGGGAGAGGAGGAGGAUGGAAAGACUUGGGAGUGGGUGGAGAAGGGGUGGGGGAUAUUUUGGUUAUCAAAACAAAACAAAAAAAGGGUGGGAGGAUUCGGGUUUUAGGCGUUGGAGGGGUCCUUGUUUUUAGAAUUUCCGUCACUGUUGGAUUCACUGGUUGUGUGCAUGUGUUGUUGCAACCCUUCCCCUUUCCCCAUGUUUCUUUGAUGUAUAUAAAUCCAGACAGUAGGGGGCAGUGUGUGCUGGGGGAGGUCAAACUCCUCUCCUCCCAAUCAAUAGCAUUCAAUCUUCAUUCCUCAGCUUGUGGUCCUCACUCGGGUCCUGAAAUGUGUGUCUUGCUUUUCCAAAGACGGGCUGUUUACUUGGAGUUAAUCAGAGGGACACACACAGGCCCGAGCGGCCUUGAAUAUACCUGUAUGUCUGUCUACAUGCUUUUCUUCAAUCUGUGUAUGUGUGCUCAUUUGUACCUAUGUGGAAGACAAAGUGUUUCUUUUUUAUGUUCCUUUACUAUGGGUUGCAAUAUUUGUCAUGCGAAAAUUUGAAACCAUUUCUUACUGACUGACCGACCAACCAACCGCAGUACCGUUUGGCAACUGAUAAUCCGACCCGAAAUGUCGUCAGCAUUUACUGUCAAACAGCAUAAGUGUGUGUCAUUUCACUGUGGGAUCGAAGGUUGCCAAUGGGACUGAUGUAGACACCCCCAGUCACACUGUGCUCUCCCUCUUCUGUUACCUGUUAAUCAAUCAGAACCAAGUGUCUUUGUGAUGGUAGAAGACAAUCAGUUUCAAAACAAGAAAAAAGGUAGAGAGAGGGCAGGCCAGUGGGGAGGAAGAAGGGGAGGAUGGAAGAACAAAAACAAAAGGGAAA
This is a messenger RNA of Larimichthys crocea (large yellow croaker), 7273 nucleotides long. It is a transcript of the gene onecut3a, whose product is annotated as one cut homeobox 3a. The transcript has 2 exons. The coding region runs from base 356 to 1687 and encodes 443 amino acids. NCBI's taxonomy places the organism in Eukaryota, Metazoa, Chordata, Actinopteri, Sciaenidae. The record is from RefSeq and is a predicted model, not a curated record. Gene Ontology annotation, cellular component: nucleus. Gene Ontology annotation, molecular function: DNA-binding transcription factor activity, RNA polymerase II-specific; RNA polymerase II cis-regulatory region sequence-specific DNA binding. Gene Ontology annotation, biological process: regulation of transcription by RNA polymerase II.